Messenger RNA from Ostertagia ostertagi, 306 nucleotides. The record is from the annotation of a GenBank genome assembly. NCBI's taxonomy places the organism in Eukaryota, Metazoa, Nematoda, Chromadorea, Rhabditida, Trichostrongylidae.
AUGACUGCAGUAGGAGCACCAAUGGGAGGAGGUGCUUCAACUAUGACCGCAGUUGGCGCUCCCGCAGGAGGGCGCUCAACAAUGACCGCAGUAGGAGCACCAAUGGGAGGUCCAGGAUCAACAAUGACUGCAGUAGGAGCACCAAUGGGAGGCCCAGGAUCAACGAUGACCGCAGUUGGUGCUCCUGCUGGAGGCCCAGGUUCAACGAUGACCGCAGUGGGUGCUCCCGCAGGAGGCCCAGGUUCAACGAUGACUGCAAUUGGUGCGCCAGCAGGUAUGCGUAAUCUUUUCAAUAAUACUGCUAAU